Megalopta genalis is the source of this 3746-nucleotide messenger RNA. RefSeq names its product nucleolar protein 6 Mat89Ba (gene Mat89Ba). Gene Ontology annotation, cellular component: small-subunit processome; CURI complex; UTP-C complex. Gene Ontology annotation, biological process: rRNA processing; tRNA export from nucleus. NCBI's taxonomy places the organism in Eukaryota, Metazoa, Arthropoda, Insecta, Hymenoptera, Halictidae. The record is from RefSeq and is a predicted model, not a curated record.
GCGCCAUCUAUGAUUGCGUAGAUCGUGGAUCAACAUCAGCUCGAGAAACAAGCACUGAUCAAGAAAUUAAAAGAUAAAGAUGAAAGGACCCUAUAAGCCAAACAUUAGUGCAUUGAUGAGUGAUUCUAAUGAUGGUUCUGGAACUGAAAGUGAUAACUAUUCUAAUGAUGAAACCGAUAAAAUUGAAGAAGAUUAUCAGGAAGCACUAGAAGAUAAAGGAGACGAAAUACAAGAGGAUAGCAUACAAGAAGUUACACGUAUAACAUCUGAGAAGAAAAGGAAAAAAGUCACUGAUGAUGUUACAGAUGUUAUUCCAGGAAAAAAAAAGAAAUUACACAAGGAACUUUAUAAACAGCCAACAGUUGAGGAAUUAAAUCAACUUAGAGAAACAGAAAAUUUAUUUCAUUCUAACUUAUUUAGAUUGCAAAUAGAGGAAAUGUUAAAUGAAGUUAGAAUUAAAGACAAGUACAAACGUCUGUUUGAGGCUUGGUUCAAGCAAUUCGAAAAGACUGUAAAUUCAAUAAAAGAAACGGAGGAAUAUGAGCUUUCAGAUAGAACAUUAAAAAAAGAAUUGAAAGUUCACAUUCCUAAACUCAAUAUUCGAAAUAAAACAAAAGCAGUAUUUAAAUUUUUGAAGCCAUCUCAAAUAGCUGUGAUAGGGUCUUAUGGAUACAAUGCUAUAGUUGGUCCAAACAUUACUGUGGAUGUGAUGAUUGAAAUGCCUGCAAAGAUGUUUAGAAAACUGGACUAUAAGAACUAUACAUAUAUAAAGAAGAAAGCAAUAUAUCUAGCAUACAUAGCAUCUAACAUUACUGAUGAUAUCGCUGAAGAGAGAAAGUUUGUUGGAGAUCAUUUGAGACCAAUCUUAAAGAUUGUACCUACUGGAAAACUAGGUACAAAAAUUAAUGUACUAGUGCACAUAACGGCCCAAGAAGAGAGUUUUAAAUUAAAUAGAUUUCAGGCAGAAAAAAAUGGUGUCAGACCCAAGUUCUUCUCAGUUAAAGCAGCAAAUGAAUGUUUACCACCAACUCCACAUUAUAAUUCUAUAAUUCUUCGUGACUUAGUAGCCUCAAGAACAAACUCAAAAAUUUUAAAUAUAAUUAAAGAAUAUCCAAAUCUGAGAGAUGGUAUUAUGUUACUAAAAAUAUGGCUAACACAACGUGAAUUGACAAAAGGUUACGAGGGCUUCAGUGGACACAUUAUGACAAUGUUUGUUCUGUAUUUAUUAUCUAUUCAGAAGUUAAAUACUUUUAUGAGUAGUUAUCAAAUAGUCAGAAACGUGUGGCAUCAAUUAGGUCAAGUCAGUUGGCAUGAAAGUGGAAUAACAAUGAGUCAAGACGAAGAUAGUAGGGACAGAGUUUCAAUUUAUAAAAAUUAUUACGACUGUGUUUUCCUAGAUAGUACUGGUUAUUAUAACAUUGCAUCAUAUUUAUCCAAAAGCACUUUUUCUUGGAUUCAAAGAGAAGCAGAGCUAUGCUUGCAUCACUUGGAUAGUGCACAUGUGGAUAGUUUUCAAUCACUUUUCAUGAGAAAAGUGUCGUUUUACAAAGCAUUUGAUCAUGUUAUACGUCUCAAGGGUAUUAAAAAAAAUGGUGUAUUCGAAAUUCUGAAAUCUGUGCCAAGAAGCAAUGACGACUUGGAUUACGGACCUAAUUAUCGUAGUCGAGUAAUUAAAAUAAUUUAUAACGUGCUAAAACAAGGAUUAACCAAUAGAGUACAGUACAUAUGUGUGUUACCAGAAGACUUUACAGAAUGGGAAUGUACAAAAAAGAGAUCAAAUUACAUUGGAGACAUUUUUAUUGGACUGGAAUUAAAUCCAGAAUUUUGUUUCAAUGUAGUGGAUAAAGGGCCUGAAGCUAAUUUACCGGAAGCAGCAGAAUUCAGGAAAUUCUGGGGAACAAACUCGGAAUUACGUCGAUUUAAAGAUGGAUCUAUUCAGGAAGCAGUAGUUUGGGCAAGCGGCAAAUCCAUGUAUGGAAAGAGAAUAAUAUGUAGGAAAAUUGCAAUUUUUUUACUGUUGAAAAAGCUUCAUAUGAAGAAUGGGGAUUUUACGUAUAUUGCCCAUGAAAUGGAAGAGGUUCUACAGUUAGAAAAGGUUCACUUGUCGCAUUUCUUGUAUGGUACUGGUGAAGGUGCUUCAUUGAAAGUGAUAAACGCUUUCAAUAACCUUGAAAAACAACUAAUGGAUCUAACUGAUAUUCCUUUAUCAAUCCACGGAGUUCAAGGAGCUAGUGCAGUUUUUCGAUAUACGGAUGUUUUUCCACCAAUCGCAACAGUUCAUAAACCCGACAAUAAGCUUAGUAAGGAAAGCAAAAAUUGUUUAAUACUGUCAGAUAAUAUAACUAAUGCUCCCAAAUACGUUACUCCACUCGAUGUGUGCCUGCAAUUAUCUCUGAGUGGCAAGUGGCCAGACGAAUUGGAAGCUUUCAGAAAAACAAAGGCUGCUUUUUACAUACAAAUUGCAGAAUGUCUUAGGAAGCAGAAUACGUUAGUAGCAAAUGCAAACUACUCGCAUCUCGAUGUGUAUAAGGAAGGAUUUGUCUUCCGUUUGAGGAUAGCGCACCAAAAGGAAAUUAGUUGUGUCAAGCAACAAAUAACAGAAGAUGGUAUUAAACAGUAUAUAGACAACGAUGAGUCAAUCGAGUUAGAAAGUAAAUUAUUUGAAUUACCGAAGCUAACUAGUGCCUUACACGGAUUACAUGUUCAACAACCUUCGUUUGGAACGGCUUGUUGUAUAACGAAACGGUGGCUCUCUGCUCAAUUAUUGGAUGAUUCUCACAUACCAGAUGUUGUGGUUGAAUUACUGGUAGCUUCAAUGUAUUUAACACCAGCUCCGUACAGACCUCCUCAACUUCCUCAGGUGGCAUUCCUAAGGAUGUUAGAAAUUUUUGCCAGAGGACAUUGGACUACAGAUCCUGUGAUUGUUAAUUUUAACAAUGAAAUGACCAAGGAAGAAAUUGUAGCAGUGGAAACUUUGUUUGGCUCAUCUCGUAAAUCCUUACCGCCUUUAUUUAUAUCUACCCCCUAUGAUCAGCAAAAAUCAUUAUGGACCAAGAAAGCACCAACCAUUCUGGUUUUAAAUCGUAUCACAGCUUUGGCAAGGCAAUCUUUAAAAUUAUAUGAAGGUCAAAUUUGUACGAAAGUUUUCUUAGAUGUGAAGCCUUUAUUUAGGCCAGCACUCACAGAAUAUGACUGUUUAAUACACUUGAAGCCAGUUAUGGUUCCCAGAAGAAGACAAGCAAUUGAUGUCAGCGAAUAUUCUCUCUUUGAUGUGCAUCCUUAUAAGUAUCAUACUGCACAAAAGAUACCGAUCGUAGACUUCGAUCCUGUACAAUUUUUCUUGAAGGAAUUGAGGAACGGAUAUGAUGAAUUUGCAUUAUUCUUUCAUGAUACUUACGGCGGUACAGUAAUAGGAGUAUUAUUUAAACCGUCUGCUUUAGAAAGUAAAGACUUCAAAGUAACAAAUGUUAGUUGUUGCAAGCUCAACGACGAUGAUCAGCUGCUUUUAAAUGUCUCGGCAAUGGUUCAAGACUUUUAUAUUCUCGGAAAAGAUUUGAUAGAAUCCAUUAAUGUGCAAUCGAAGAGGUUUUCCUUGGAAUGAUGAUUUUUCCGAGAAAUCUUAGGUUUCAUUUUAUAUUAAUGAAAUUGAAUUGUAAUAUAAAUACCUAUUUGAAAGUUGAUAUUUAUAUUGUACAAAGAGCAAUGUUGUUUGAAGUGUAUAUGACGUAAUAAAUUUUUGUACAUUA